Messenger RNA from Pseudo-nitzschia multistriata, 1837 nucleotides. NCBI's taxonomy places the organism in Eukaryota, Bacillariophyta, Bacillariophyceae, Bacillariales, Bacillariaceae. The record is from the annotation of a GenBank genome assembly.
CAAUAUUUCCCUUGCAACGUACUUACUUCCUCUAGUUAUCAACGGACAUUCAACACCGGCGCCACCGGAAACAACCACACAACCACGACCCAGCAGCCGACAAAAUUCUCUCGGAACCUAUCAUCAUCGAUUUUUCACGAGGCACGAUGAUCACAACAACUAUAAUGGACGAAUGGGACUACGAAGAACAUCUUCUAUUGUGUACCUUUGAUAGACGCUGUGACAACAACAACAACAACAACAACAACAACAAUAACAACAGCAGCAGCAACAACAACAGCAACAACAGCAACAGCAACAGCAGCAGCUACAACAACAACAACAACAAUAACAACAACUGCUACCGCCACCGCCAUCAUCAUCAUCAUUAUCAUCAUCAUCAGCAGCAGCAGCAGCAACAGCAACAACGGCUCAAUCUUAAUCUUAACCUUACCGAAAUGGACACUAAUCAGUACCGCAAUAAUGACAACACCAUUGCCCUUGUCUAUUCCCAGCAGCAGCAGUCACAGCAGCAAGAACAACGGCAACAGCAACACCAAAACUACUUCGACCAAACCAACUAUCAGCAUCAACAUCCGUUCCACCACUACGAACAAAGCUGGAACAACAAGCCUGUACCAGCUCCAUCAGGGGAGAGAUUUCAUAUUUUAAACUGCGACGAUCCCAGUUUUCAUGUCACCAACGACGAUAAUGCUGUGGCAAAACUUUCAGAAAGCACGAUCCACGAAGAUGUAGAGCCAUUGACGAUAACAAUACCUGAAACACCGAUGGAUAAUACAAGCACAAUAUGUCGUAGCGAUAAAUCCGACAAUCACAUCAACGGUCUUGUUAUGGGGACAAGAGUGCCGGAAUUGAUCGAGCAACGAGCACGAAAACGAAGUAAUUCAUCGCGGGCAAAGACGAAGUCGAUCGAAACAAAAGUAAUUGAGGGCGCAAAGAGUAAUUUGUACCGGGUGGAAAAUCCCUCAAAGUACGACAUUCUUUGUGGGCAAUCGCGGAUCUGUGCGAACCACAUGGGCAACCAACGCUUUCAGGCCGUCUUGGACGAUUUUGCUCCCAGAUACGACGUCGCUACUAGCAAACAGGACAAGAUGACUAUGACCAAAGAGAUCGUUGCUACCAUUCACAACUUGGGAGGAAGGUUUCUCAAGUACAAAGACGAAAUGUGGGAAGAAAUUUCUACAGUUGCUGCUCGCGACAAGGUCAGCCACGCAUUGCGAACCAAGGUAGCAUCUUGGAAACGUCAGGAACAACAGCGCUUGCAACAAGCAGGCAGCGGCAAUGAAGGCUCUCCGUUUGGCAGUGGGCGAAGGGGAAGUCGUCGCAACAGCAAAUCCAAGCAAUGCACAACAAGCAGACGACGAAGGUCCUCCGCGUCCUCCGCAUCCACAGGUGCCUCGGACAUUAUCGCGGGCCUCUCUUUCGAUCGGAUAAUGGGUUCUUCCACACCGUCGGAAUCAAAGAUCAACGACAUGUACAGGUACCAACAAGAUAUUUUUGAAGCCAUGACCACUCCGCCACGACUGAACAACAGCGGAAGCGUCGAUGGGAUACAAAGCAGAAACGUUCACCGUUCUCAUUCCCAUCUACAACAUCUACAAGGGCGACAAUCCUCCCCGCAUUCUCGCAGAUCGAGUUCAAUGUUUUUUAAACGGGAGGAAGGCAAUGAUUGAUCACACCAUACUACUGCUAUUCUAGACUAUUCUGCCCGACCAGUUUCAAGAAGGACAGGUAACAAAAUUCUGUUGAAAAAGAAAUUUAGAUUUCAUUUUAAGAACACUUCAAGAUGCAUCGUUAUUGCUUGUCGACUAUACUGUAAUACAAUACUCUUAGUAAU